Messenger RNA from Pieris rapae (cabbage white), 2535 nucleotides. Its product is annotated as UDP-glucosyltransferase 2. The coding region runs from base 27 to 1571 and encodes 514 amino acids. Gene Ontology annotation, molecular function: UDP-glycosyltransferase activity. NCBI's taxonomy places the organism in Eukaryota, Metazoa, Arthropoda, Insecta, Lepidoptera, Pieridae. The record is from RefSeq and is a predicted model, not a curated record. The transcript is spliced from 4 exons.
UAUUUUAUCCUGUAAUUAGGUUAGCUAUGUCGAAAAGAGUGGCUGUGUUUGCUUUACUAAUAUCUCUCGCGGGGAUAGAAUCCGCGAAGAUAUUAGCAUGGUUUCCAACUCCAUCUAUAAGCCAUCAAAUAGUUUUUCGUCCCAUCAUCCACGAACUUGCACGACGAGGCCAUGAAAUUGUGUUCAUAACACCUGAUCCUGCUAACGUUAAUAUUCCAGGCUUGAAGCAAAUUGACGUACACAAUGUAUCCUAUUCAAAUUGGCAAGAAUUACUCAUAGAUAAUAGAGUGGAUAAACAACAAUUAUUGACUCAGAUCAAGGAAUUUAUUGAAAGAUUUACAAUAGUGUUUGAUAAACAAAAUGAAGAUCCAGAAGUCAAAAGGGUGGUGACGGAAGAUCGUGAUAAAUUUGAUCUAGUAAUAACGGAAGCAUGUGUUCGUGUAGCAUAUGGUUUGGGCCAUGCGUUCAAGAAACCAAUAGUUUUAAUAAGCUCUUUUGGUCUAGUACCAACACACUAUGGCGUUUUUGGUGCACCGACCCAUCCAUUUCUCUAUCCGUCACCUGGUCGUCAACGAUUGUACAAUUUGACAGUUCUUGAGAAGAUUAAUGAAAUUAUAAGUUUUGUGGUGUUAGAAGCUAUAGUUAGAACGACUGAAGAUAAUGAUUAUAAAAUAAUGAGAAAACAUCUUGGUAAAGAUGUACCUAGCUUUGAUGAUCUGUUUAAGAAUAUUAAACUAGCUUUGGUAAAUGAACAUCCACUCUGGGCGGACAAUCGGCCGGUUGGCCCCAAUGUUAAAUUCAUCGGUGGAGUUCACCAAACACCGCCAAAACAACUUCCAAAGGAUCUCAAGCAAUACCUAGAUGCUUCCAAAAACGGUGUGAUAUAUUUAAGUUUUGGAACAAAUGUUAAAACUUCGAUUCUACCGCCAGAAGUAAUUGAAACAAUUAUAAAGGUUUUAUCUAAAUUACCUUAUAACAUUUUAUGGAAAUGGGACAUGGAUGAAUUACCAGGAAAACCGAAGAAUAUAAAAAUUGCUAAGUGGUUCCCCCAAGCAGAUAUUUUAAGGCAUCCCAACGUAAAACUGUUCAUAACACAAGGAGGUCUACAAUCAACUGACGAGGCAAUAACGGCGGGGGUACCUGUCUUGGGGAUGCCUGUCAUUGGGGACCAAUGGUACAAUGUAGAAAAGUAUGUGCAUCACAAAAUUGGUUUACAACUUGAUUUAUUCACUUUGAAAGAAGAGCCUUUUAGAAAUGCAAUUGAAACUAUUAUUGGAGAUCCAAGUUUCAAGAAGAAUAUUUUAAAGUUAAGAGAUGUUAUGCGAGAUACCCCCGUCACACCUUUGGACAAUGCUGUAUGGUGGAUCGAGCAUGUGAUAAAACAUGGAGGGGAACAUUUACAGCCUCCAUCUGCUGGCAUGUCCUGGAUAGAAUACUAUGAACUAAGCUUACUUAGUGCUGUUGCAGCCAUUUUAAUUAUUACGAUAACUGUAUUGUUAAUUAUUCUUAAAAUUGUAUUUCGUAUUAUAAGAUCUUUAUUUAUGUCAAAGGCUAAAUUAAAGAAAAAGUAAUUGAAAUUUCUAGAAAUAAAUAAGUUUUAGUAGGUAAACGAGUAUUUAUAAUAUAAUCCUUUAAUAGAGUUGUGUGUCACUCUAAAGAAUCAUGUAAGGGCAGAAAGAUUAUAAAUGUGGAAUUUUUUUUCAGAAACUAAGACGCCUAUAAUUGUGGUGGAUAGUGCCAGAUUGCCUUGUUCUAUAAAAAUAUAAUAAUUUAUUUUAAUGGAUCAAUUAACUAAUUGGACAAUUAUAUAAACGAAGUGAAAGCAAUUUUAUUUUAUUCUUAAGAUUGUUUUUGCGUUCUUAGAUGUAUUACAAAAGAUUAAUGGUAAAAUGGUUACAUUUUCUGUUUGUAUAGUUAUAAUUCAAAAAUACUAAACCGAUUCCAUCGUAGUUUUUUCAAAUUGGCUAAACUUAGAGUUUUUUUGUACUAAAUACAGGCAAUUAAUAGACUAUAGACACACGAAUAACGUUAAUAAUAAUUAAUAACAUCCUGCCCGUUUGCCCCCUGUUUUUAAAAAAAAAAUAACGGGACAAGGAGAAUGAAAAUACUUUUACAUUACUACAUAUCUCUCUAUCUCUAUCUGAAAAUGUUAAAUAUGUGUACUGUAAACGAAAAAUGGGAUAGGUAAAUUUACCUUGCUAAUUUAUGUUUCUGGCCUUUGAUGAAUUAUAAUAUAGCCACAUACAGGAUGCUCAUUCAAAAACAAAACAUGUAAACGCUUUACUUAUUUUUCAUAGGUCAUCAUCAUAUUAAAUUAAUACAAAAUAUCUUCUAUAUAAUAUAAAGCGUGUAUCUCAUUAUAUUGACUUGUAAUAAAGAUUUACACCUUUCUAUAUCAUUUUAUGUGUUUAUGUAGACAGACAGACAUUUCAAACUGAGCCGUGAUACUAAUAAAAUAGUUAUUAAUUCCCGCUGUCCUUAAUUAAUCUGCUGCCAAACAUGCUAAGCAGUUAAAAAUAAAAAUAUGUUAUCAUA